Messenger RNA from Annulohypoxylon truncatum, 1681 nucleotides. RefSeq lists its product as uncharacterized. The transcript has a single exon. The record is from RefSeq and is a predicted model, not a curated record. Lineage: Eukaryota; Fungi; Ascomycota; Sordariomycetes; Xylariales; Hypoxylaceae. Bases 508 to 1314 code for a protein of 268 amino acids.
AGUACACGAGGACAAGUUGGCAUGUUAAUACCUUCCAAAAAAACAUCAAGAUCUUCGGACCGGCGUUGAUUUCCUACUAUAUACAAAGCUAGCCGUCUCCUGUAGUCGUGAAAUAGUCAGAAACGAUGCCACCCCAAGGGUUCCACCGCCUUGCCAAUCAAGCUACCCAUUUCGCACGUCCAAUUGGCGCCGCCUUGUAGAGAUUUCAUUCACGAUACCAUGCAUACUACCUGCAUAGUGGUGUGCUUGGGCUGCUUGGAUCCAGUAGGAAAGUGGGGCCGAGACCCUGAUUGCAGCUAAUUCAACUAAUUGAGUAUGUAAUAUCCCAUACAGUGGCAUAAUUCACCCGCUGACGGCACCCUUGCUUGCAGCUAGCUGUUGAUAAACUCGGCGGUGAAUGUAGUCCACUCCACAGAGGAUGCGGCGUUAGUAACAUAGUAGAUCCCUCUUCCGAGCGAGGUCCCCUAGAGAGUGGGGAGUGGGGGUCGUAUCGUAGUUCGUAACGGGAUGAGGAGUCUAUGUUGUGCUUAUCCCAUGCCGCAUACGCAUACAUAUAUGUCUCGUGCUCUCUCUCUGUCUGUGUCUCUCUCUCCCUUUUUUCGAUUCUUCUCUCUUCGUUCUAUUCUUCUAGUUCAACUUCCCCAUCUACUAUUCCAAGCGAGCUACUUAUCUGUCGAUCCAUCUACCAAAGCGGGAAGACGCCUUCUACAACUCGACUACUUAUACCUCAACGAAUUCGGCCGGACCUCUGCUUACUACAGGCUUUAUCUAAGCGUCUCAUAUCCGUCUUCCACAAUCCACAUACACUUCGCUCGCAAACUACGAAGCAGCUACUUCACCACCAUGUCCGACCACAGAGAGACGUUCACUUUCAGGAUGGGGGCUCCUAUCACAUUCCCCAAAGCCCCCACUCGCACAACCCCUACCAAGGGACGAAGGGUCUUUAGCAAGCCCUCCGAAACAGAGGGCGACUACUUUCGCGGUACUUCGCCAUCGCCCACAACAUCGUCGCUUUCGGAGUCGGAGGAAGAGACAUCACCGUCGCCAGCACCGUCACCGAACACCAAGAUCAACCAGAUGAUUGGCACCAGUUACCCAAUCUCGCCGCUAGAGCGAGAGUACGCACCGCCGACGGAGGAGCUGGACGUGGCCCGUCAACUAGCUAAGAAGCCGUUGCCACGGUCUCUCUACAGCUCUCUGCAGCGAGCAGCCACCAAACCAUCCAGAAAGCCCGUCGUCGAAGACGAGGAAACCCGAGCGAAGAAACUAGCUGACGCUAAGAGGCAACUGCUCGCUUUAGCGGGUCAAAUAUAAAAGUCAAUUUCAUUAACAAAAUAAAGGGAUAAACAGAACCAGCGGCACAUUUUCCAACUUUUCGUCUUCGGGGAUUUGCCAUGUGUCACGGCGAAGUUCAAACAUCGCAUUGGCUGCCGAGCUUUGGCAUUUUCCCUUUGUAUGCAUUAUACCCAGGGAUCCGGGCGUGCUGGAUACGCUUACCGUUUCGGAGUGUUUUAAGCGGCGCAUUUUUAGGGCGGUGGAGAUUAGAAAAUAAGAUCCCCUAGCAGACCGGGAGAAAGGUUCUGGCCAAGUCUGGAAGCUCACAUGAUCUUUUCUAUGGAAGCGUUCAAGGGUGAUUGGAUAGGCUGGAUAGAUAGCGUUGUUAUAAUAAAUUGACAAUUUG